GGCGGGGGAGGUUCUCCGCCCUGGGGCGGUCAUGACGUGCGUGUCCGUACCCAUCACCGGGACUCACAGAAACAGAGGUGUCCCAGUGGGAAUCUCUGAGACGUGGGACUGGUUGUGGUUUUCUCCUCCUCCACGUGAAGAGUCGUCCCAGCCGUGGCUCUCCCGAGGGGUGCCUGGGGGAGAGUAAGGAGCAGGUCAGGAAGUCCCCCGAUACCAGGACCACUGCGUUUACCAGCCCGAUACUGCCGAGACUCUGUUGAGGCUCUUCAGGGGCGGACAGCGAGUCCUCCUCCCCCGCACCUGUGUCGUGGGCAGACAGGUGCAGCCCCCAAGCGAGGAGAAGGCAGGGCAGACCCUGCCCUUGUACUUGACACGGCUGGCGGGAUGACCCUGCACACCUCUUUUGGGUCCCGCCCCUGGGAAAGGCCCUGGUGCCCUUCUGAAAGGUGCUAGCUCCCUGAAGCCUCGCUGCUUCUCACGGCUGCCCUACACUGUCGCCCAGGUCAGAGCCCGGAGGCCCCGUUCCUACGUGCACCGCCACCAGCGCCCAUCCGUCUCUUACCCCCCAGGGUUAUUUCCCCUUUCACCUCUCUCCCCUUUUGUUUGUCCUUCUUUCCCUUUGUCGGGAGUCUCCCAGUUUCUGUCCACAGACGGUCACCCCAAGGGUCCUCAGAUGACCCUCAACCUCCCUGCCCCGCAGUCACCCAUUUAUCCCCAAGAACCACCAACAUAAUGGAGGCCGGGGACCCCUCGUCUCCUUGAGCCCAUCCUAGUGAGGCCCUUGUGGCUCCGCUCAGCGCCCCACCUUCUCCCCAGUGGCCCGUCUGCGGGCGGCCCUGCCCCCUUCCCGCCCGCUCCCUCACACGGACGUGCACACACACGCACAACUGACCUUCACUCACGCAAACACACAACACACACACACACACACACACACACACACACUGACAUUCACACGCACGGUCUCAUACACACCGACAUAUGCGCGCGCGCGCGUUGUGAAAGGACGCGCAUCUGGUGGAAGGGACCUCGGCCGUGACCUUCCCAUGGAAGAGCCCAGGGGCCGGAGCCGGCCGGCCGCACCCGCUGGUCCCCGGCGGGCUGGUCGGCAGCCCGAAGUGGAAGGGGCGGGAACGCGCGCGCAGUGGGCCCAAGAUACGGACAUUAAGAUCGGACACUCCCUGUUGCACUGUACAAGGUCUCUGAACUGUAAUUAAAAGUUUUUGUCGAGCCCCUCAGCCUCGCCUUGCGACUCUGCGGCCCGUCCGCCCGCCCAGCCAGGAUCCGGGUGCGAGGCGCGCCCCUUCUCAGCACCGCACCGCCCUCGGGCUCCUGCGUGUGCGCGCCCCAGCGCGGCUCGGUGACGGACGCCCGCCGCUUCCAAUCGGGAGCGCCCGGGGCCGGGGCCGGCCAAUAGCCGGCCCCGGGGGGCGGGCCGGCCGAGCCAGUUUGGUUUCGCGCGGCGACUUCAACAUGGCCGAAGCGCGCAGCAGCUACGCAGGCGGCGGCAGUGAGGGAAAGGGGCCUGAGGGGCCGUCCCGGGAAUCCGUGCCCCCCGGCACCACCGUGCCCAGGGUGAAGCUCCUCGACACUCUGGUGGAUACCUUCCUCCAGAAGCUGGUCGCCGCCGGGAGCUACCAGAGAUUCACCGACUGUUACAAGCGCCUCUACCAGCUGCAGCCUGAGAUGACGCAACGAAUCUACGACAAGUUUAUCACCCAGUUGCAGACGUCUGUCCGGGAGGAAAUCUCCGAAAUCAAAGCAGAGGGGAACCUGGAAGCCGUCUUGAAUGCCUUGGACAAGAUCGUGGAAGACCGCAAGGACCAGGAGGAGCCGGCCUGGCGCCCGAGCGGGAACCCGGAGGCGGACCUGCGCAGCGCCCUGGUGCCCUACUUCCGGCAGCAGCGGGACGCCUUGCAGCGGCACGUGCGCAAACAGGAGGCGGAGAACAGGCGGCUGGCGGAGGCCGUGGUGGCCGGGCGCCAGCAGGUGCAGGAGCUCCAGCGGCAGGGCCAGGCCCGGCAGCAGGCCUGGCAGGCCCUGCACAGAGAACAGAAGGAGCUGGUGGCUGUGCUGGGGGAGCCGGAGUGAGGAGGCGACGGCCGGACCAGGAGCAGAGGGCCGUCGAGGUCGAGGGCCUGGCCUCCGAGAAGCACUGGCAUGGUGCCCAGUCCCUGAGUGGGGAUGGAAUUAGCUGGAGGAUGAGGCCUGUCUAUCCUGCUUUGGGGGCUCCCCUGGGGUCCCCCCCAACACACACACACACACACACACACUUCAGAUUCUUCCGUGUUUUCUCGUAACUAGGACUGUUGGGCAGCUCCAAUCCCGGGAGUCGGGUCCCCGCCUGCUCCUGAGCCCCUCCCCUCCCACCCCCCCCCACUCGGGGAGUCUGUGUUCGUUCUCCACUGAUUGCCCCCUUGCUGGCCAGCCUGCGGACCCGUGCCAUGUUCUCCCCACAUCCGUAAAUAAACUUCCUGCACUUCCUA
This is a messenger RNA of Acinonyx jubatus (cheetah), 2486 nucleotides long. RefSeq names its product solute carrier family 25 member 44. Gene Ontology annotation, biological process: chromosome segregation; branched-chain amino acid catabolic process. NCBI's taxonomy places the organism in Eukaryota, Metazoa, Chordata, Mammalia, Carnivora, Felidae. The record is from RefSeq and is a predicted model, not a curated record. Gene Ontology annotation, molecular function: branched-chain amino acid transmembrane transporter activity. The coding region runs from base 1474 to 2091 and encodes 205 amino acids. The transcript is spliced from 5 exons. Gene Ontology annotation, cellular component: mitochondrion; MIS12/MIND type complex.